AUGGCCUCCCUUGCUGCAGCAAAUGCAGACUUUUGCUUCAGCCUCUUCAGAGAGAUGGACAACAACCAAGGGAAUGGAAACGUGUUCUUCUCCUCACUGAGCCUCUUCACGGCACUGGCCCUGGUCCGCUUGGGGGCCCGUGGGGACUGUGCGGCUCAGAUAGAUAAGAUGCUUCACCUGAGCCCCAUCUCAGGACACGGAAACACUUCUCAUACUCAGUCAGCACUCCAAAGUCAACUGAAAAGAGUUCUCUCCAGUCUAAACACAUCCCACAAGGGUUAUCAGCUCAGCAUUGCCAAUGGGGUUUUUGCAGAAAAGGUGUUUGACCUUCAUAAGAACUACAUUGAUUGUGCUCAAAAAUUAUACAAUGCCAAAGUGGAACGACUUGAUUUUACAAAUGAUGUAGAAGACACCAGAUAUAAAAUUAACAAGUGGAUUGAAAAUGAGACACAUGGCAAAAUCAAGAGCGUCAUCCGCGAAGGGAGCAUAAGCUCGUCCGCUGUGAUGGUGUUGGUGAACGCCGUGUACUUCAAAGGCAGAUGGGAAUCGGCAUUCACCAAGAGCGAAACUCUCAAAGGCCGUUUCAGAUCUUCCAAGUGUUCUGGGAAAGAAGUUCCCAUGAUGCAUCAAGAACAGAGGUUCAAUUUAUCUGUCAUUAAGGACCCGCCCAUGAAGGUCCUAGAGCUCAGAUAUCAUGGUGGCAUAAGCAUGUACAUCCUGUUGCCUGAGAACAACAUAUCCCAAAUUGAAAAUAAAUUGACCUUUCGGAAUCUGAUGGACUGGACCAAUCCCCAAAGAAUGAGUUCUCGCUAUGUCGAGGUGUUUCUUCCACAGUUCAAGAUAGAGAAGAAUUAUGAAGCUAAACCAUAUUUAAAAUCUCUAGGGCUGAGAGAUAUCUUUGAUGAAUCCAAAGCAGAUCUGUCUGGCAUAGCUGCGGGUGGUCGUCUAUAUUUGUCAAAGCUGAUGCACAAGUCAUACAUAGAGGUUACAGAGGAGGGCACCGAGGCAACAGCCACCACAGGAACUAACAUUGUAGAGAAGCAACUCCCUGAGUCGACGGUGUUUAGAGCAGAUCACCCAUUCUUGUUUUUCAUCAGGAAGAAUAACAUCAUCCUGUUUAGUGGCAAAGUCUCUUGCCCUUGA
Messenger RNA from Orycteropus afer afer, 1143 nucleotides. It is a transcript of the gene SERPINB7, whose product is annotated as serpin family B member 7. Gene Ontology annotation, biological process: negative regulation of endopeptidase activity. The record is from RefSeq and is a predicted model, not a curated record. Bases 1 to 1143 code for a protein of 380 amino acids. The transcript is spliced from 7 exons. NCBI's taxonomy places the organism in Eukaryota, Metazoa, Chordata, Mammalia, Tubulidentata, Orycteropodidae. Gene Ontology annotation, molecular function: serine-type endopeptidase inhibitor activity.